AUGGGCGACACUGAUUUAAGUAAAUUUGACUUAAGUCAGUUACAAGCAGAGCUUGAGGAGGAGAGAGAAGUUAAAGAAAUGCUUGAGGAGUCUGUGUCUGAUCUUAAAGGCACUAUUGUUGACUUGGAAGAGAGAUUACUCAGUGUAGACGGGGAAGGAAACGAGUGGAAAACCAGGUAUGAGACCCAGCUGGAACUUAACGCUCAGCUGGAGAGACAAAUCAGAAUCUUGCACGAGAGACUUGAUGGCCUUCGGGGCGAUCCCACAGAUCGAUUGGCCUCAAUUCGGUCAUACGAUGACAUGCCAGUGGAUGCUUUGAGACAGCGGUUGAAAGUGCUGACCAGUGAACGGUCCAGUCUACAGAGCCAGCUGCUCGACUGUCGCCUCCGAAUCGAGCAAGAGGGCAAGGCUUACCAGAAGGCCUACGAUGAGAGACGUGCUUAUCUGUCAGAGAUAGCAAAGGUGUCGUCCAUCCUGGAUUUGAGCAGAAAAGUGCAGCUCGGACACCCUCGAGGGGCAACGCAGAGCCCACACGAAAAGUAUGAACAGACAGACACAUUUUGGUUCGAAUUUUGA
Messenger RNA from Chanos chanos (milkfish), 576 nucleotides. RefSeq names its product coiled-coil domain containing 169 (gene ccdc169). Lineage: Eukaryota; Metazoa; Chordata; Actinopteri; Gonorynchiformes; Chanidae. The record is from RefSeq and is a predicted model, not a curated record. The transcript has 7 exons. Bases 1 to 576 code for a protein of 191 amino acids.